CUGAUCAUACCCAUCUCUCUUUCUACUCCGUUUAAAAGAUCGGCUUUGCCUGUUUUGUGCUACAUUUUUUAGUUACUCAAAAAUAUAAAAUAAACCCCAAUUUCCUAAUUCCCACCAUUUUCUUCCUUCUCUUCUUCUCCACUAAAUUUUACAGUAUUCCAUCGGAAUAACAAAAAAACCUGGAUGAUGGAGAGCACCGACUCAUCCGCCGGACCACAGCAGCCCAAUUUACCGCCUGGCUUCCGAUUUCAUCCCACCGAUGAAGAGCUCGUCGUUCACUAUCUCAAAAAGAAAGCCAAUUCUUCCCCUUUGCCCGUCGCCAUCAUCGCUGAGGUCGAUCUCUACAAAUUCGAUCCUUGGGAGCUUCCGGCAAAAGCUACGUUUGGAGAACAGGAAUGGUACUUCUUUAGUCCAAGGGAAAGGAAGUACCCGAAUGGUGCGCGACCCAAUCGAGCAGCGACGUCUGGGUAUUGGAAGGCGACGGGGACGGAUAAGCCGGUGUUGGCCUCGGAUGGAAGUAAUCAGAAGGUUGGGGUGAAAAAGGCGCUAGUAUUCUACGGCGGAAAGCCGCCUAAGGGAAUCAAAACCAAUUGGAUUAUGCAUGAAUAUAGGUUGGCGGAUAAUAAGCCUUGUAUCAAUAAGCCUCCUGGCUAUGAUUUGGCCAACAAGAAAAACUCUUUGAAGCUCGAUGAUUGGGUAUUAUGCCGAAUUUACAAGAAGAACAACUCACACAGGCCAAUGGAUCAAGAAAGGGAAGAUUCAAUGGAAGAAAUGAUAGGAUCAAUACCACAUUCCUUGAGGCUAAAUGAUCAAUAUCCAAAGUUGGGUAUUAAUUACUCUACAUUGCUUGAAAAUGACCAAAAUUUGCUUCAAGGUAUAGUGGCCAACAAUAACAAUGAUAAUAAUAAUAAUGGAGCUGUUAGCAAUGGUACCAAUUCAAAACGUCCUGCCUCUCUUUUUUGGAGUGAUGAAGAUCAAGAUCAUUCGGGCAUUUCAUCAAACAAGAGAUUACAUUUUGAAAACACUACUGAUGGGGCUUCUACUUCCAUUACAAGGACUCAUAGUAGUAGUCACAAUAAUCUCCAAAAUUCAACUUCCUCCUUCACCACUCUACUCACCAACCUCCCGCAAACGCCACCCCCACCUUUGCACCACCACAGUGGCGCCCACUCCGUCCUUGCUUCCAUUGGAGAUGGCCUUUUCCGUCCUGCAUAUCAAAUCCCAGGUGCAAAUUGGUACUCUUAGACAAUCCAGGCCAUUUCAACCUAGUUGAAUCAGGUAAUUUAAGUUUUUAAACUAAAUGAUUUAGAUUUUAGAGAAAUGUUAUUUGGAUAUAUAGGUAUUCAGGGGUUUUAGUUUGGUAGUAGGUAAUGUUGGUAUAUAGAGACAUUUUCCAGAUUAAAAAACACAAAAACCUCAAAAAAAUAAAUAAAUUAAAACAAAAAACAAAAACACUCUCUUUGAUGACCAAUUUCAAAAUUGAGGGCAUAAAUUAAUAUUUUCUACAUAAUUAUUAUAGAUUCCAUACCCAUUUGAAAGGAGGCCAAUGUAUACAUAUAGUUUUCUUUUUCUUUUCUUUUCUUUUCUUUUUUGUUUGAAGAAAUAGAACAGUGGUAAUAACCCUUUUGUACAGAGUAGUUAAUUAAUCAUAUAUAUUAUAUGGUCUAUUUAUAUGCA
Molecule: messenger RNA, 1677 nt
Organism: Cucumis sativus (cucumber)
Lineage: Eukaryota; Viridiplantae; Streptophyta; Magnoliopsida; Cucurbitales; Cucurbitaceae
Product: NAC transcription factor 25
Exons: 3
Coding region: 184-1245 (353 amino acids)
Biological process (GO): system development; regulation of DNA-templated transcription
Molecular function (GO): DNA binding
Source: RefSeq, a predicted model, not a curated record